Molecule: messenger RNA, 1499 nt
Organism: Anarrhichthys ocellatus (wolf-eel)
Lineage: Eukaryota; Metazoa; Chordata; Actinopteri; Perciformes; Anarhichadidae
Product: glycogen debranching enzyme-like
Exons: 8
Biological process (GO): glycogen catabolic process
Molecular function (GO): 4-alpha-glucanotransferase activity; amylo-alpha-1,6-glucosidase activity
Source: RefSeq, a predicted model, not a curated record
UUUGUUUGGCUCUUUCUUUGCAGCUGCUAACAGCGUGUGGAUCAAAGAACAUCCAGAGUGUGGCUACAACCUGGUGAACUCUCCUCACCUGCGGCCAGCCUGGGUCUUAGACAGAGCCAUCUGCCAUUUAACCACCAGAGUAGCAGAGGGACGUUACAAGGCUAAGGGGCUUCCUGCUGAUAUUACCAAUGAGAGCCAUCUGAAUGCCAUCCGUAGUGUGUUGUGGCAGGACGUGUAUCCUCAGAUCAAGCUGUGGGAGUUCUACCAGCUCAAAGUGGACCGUGCUGUGGAGCAGUUCAGAACCCUACUACACAAUGGCACAAAGCCAGACCAGAGUAAGACCGGGGGGAAGAAGGGCCUGAGGAUCAUUCAGGACCCAGAGGUCCAUCGUUAUGGGAACACAGUGGACAUGGACUCCGCUCUGGAGACCUUUGUACCUCGCAGCUCCUCCCCACAGCACAUCGAGGAGUGCUGUGGUUGGCUGAGACAGAAAUUGAAGGAGCUGAACGAAGAAGAGCACAACAUCAUGCACCAGCAUCAGGAGCAGGCUGCCAACUGUAUUGUGGGAAACGUAGUGUAUGAGCGUCUGGCAGACCACGGCCCCAAACUUGGUCCCGUUAGCAGGAAAGACCCUCUGGUUACCAGGUACUUCACCUUCCCAUAUCACGAUAUGACUCUGGAGCAGGAGAUGCAGCUGCUGGACCAGCCAGACAAGACGUGUCUCUUCCUGGCUCACAAUGGUUGGGUGAUGGGAGACGAUCCACUGCGCAACUUUGCUGAACCAGGCUCCAAUGUGUAUGUGCGUCGGGAGCUGGUAUGCUGGGGUGACAGUGUCAAACUCCGCUACGGCAAUGGGCCCAAGGACUGCCCGUACCUGUGGGCCCACAUGCAGAAGUACACGGAGAUCACAGCCAAAUAUUUCCACGGAGUCAGACUGGACAACUGCCACUCUACACCAUUACAUGUAGCUGAGGCCAUGUUAGAUGCAGCCAGAGCGGUCAGACCCAAUCUGUAUGUGAUAGCUGAACUGUUUACAGGCAGCGAGCUCCUUGACAAUGUGUUCGUUAACCGGCUGGGAAUUAGCAGUCUUAUACGAGGUACAGCUCCUCAGCAUGAACUAAUGUGUUCUUGUCUCUUUCUUCUCUCUUGUCACUGCACUUUUCUGCGUUCUUCCUCAUCCUACCCAAACAUACUCUAUCUCUUUCCAUCUCUUGACUCUGACUCUGUGUUCAUGCACCGUAUGAGUGCACGUUGUGGUCGCUUGGCCUGUUAUCACUAACUGGCUGCAUUCCUUUCACAUUGCUCUCCUCUUCCUCCUCUGUCUGUCCUUCCUUGUCUUUUCUCCAACCUCCUCUCUUGCACUGCCUGCACUUGUUCUGCUGUGUUGCCUUGCUGUGUUUGUCCAGUACAUGCUGGACGUGGCCAGAACAGUAUGUCCUAACCUGUAUGUGGUGGCUGAACUGUUCACCGGCAGUGAGGAACUGGAUAAUGUCUUCGUA